CUUCAAUCAGCCUUACCUCACUCCUUGCGUCACGUGGUGCGUCUCUGACUGGGUGGUGGGCGUGUCUUAGACGGUGGGGUUUCAUUCAUAAAUACUUUAAGCUUUAAAAUCCACAUUAAAGUGAUCAUAGAAGAGUUUCACGGUAUUGGCUUUGCCCCUCCACCCCUGCAUGGACCAGGCUGGUUGAGUAGCCAUGCAGCACUGCCAUCCUUCUGUUGCUUCGAGGCCAGCGGGCCAGUCCUGAAGGGGAAAACGCCGCUGCUCAGUCUCAGUCGGCUGGCGAGGCUGAGACGGCUGAGGAUGCAGCAAGGGAGCUGAGGAGGACACUCCUGAGCCACAGCUUAACACACACAUCCAGAGCUGCUGCUACGCACUGCCCUCCAUCAGGGGGACUCUCUAGUUGGCCUGGACCAUGAGCAAUGAGUCUACCAUCUGGAACAUCCUACCAGAAAACUCCACAGAGAUCCCAGUAACGGCAGAGGAGCAGCAAGAUGGCUCCGUGCUCCCCUUGGUGAUCCUUUCCGUCUUCCUGGUAGGAACUUUGAUCUCCGUCUCAGUCCUCCUCAUCGCCUUCCGUCGCUGCUGUCGAGGAGGACAAUUCUGUGCCAGGGCCAGCGAUGACCCUGAGAAAACCAACACCACCUACUUGGAGGAGUCUCAGCCCACCCAUGAAAUCACCAUCAGGGUGGAUGAGUCGGAGUGUCUGUCGAUGGCCAGCUCUCACGACCAAGAGACCGAGCGCUUCCUCUCCACCUGCACCACCGGCCGCCGUGUCUCCUUCAAUGAGGCUGCGCUCUUUGAUCAUGGCAAGAAGGCUCAGGAGAAGGGCCGCAGGUACACUCUGACUGAGGGCGACUUUCACCACCUGAAGAACGCCCGGCUCACAAACCUCAACUUCCCUUCUCCAGCCCUCAAGAUAGUCACUAUCCAUGAGUGUGACUCGGCUGAGAACAGCAUCACCAUGACAACAACACGCCCUGUUGCUAAGUCAGCCCUUUCCAUCUUCCAGCCGAUGCUGUGCCCUCUGCCACAAACAGCGUUGACCAGCCUGAGUGUCAAUCCCAGCUGUGCCCUCCCUGGAGACGCCCUCAACUCGGUGGUGGGCACCAGCUUCAAUGACAAAAACAUGGCUCUCAGCACUAAGGGGCCAAGCUCAAUCGAGAUAAUGGGAGUGGGGCCCAGGGGCAGAGGCAGCAGCAUUAGUGUCGGAGAAGGGGUCUUGGUGGGGAGCUGCGCCUCCACUUCUGCCGGCAUUGCAGGAGGCCAGGGGCCCGUGCUGCAGUUCUUCACCAAACUGCGGCGCCAUGCUAGCCUGGAGGGGGCCAGUCCCUACUUUAAGAUCAAGAAAUGGAAGCUGGACAGCAGCCAGAGAGCCUCCAGUCUGGACACCAGAGGCUCUCCAAAGAGGAGACAGUUCCAGCGCCAGCGGGCGGCAAGUGAGAGCAUGGACCAGGACGACAACGACGCACACCACAUAGACCUCAUCCAGUACAUCGCUCGCACUCAGGACAUCCCCUACUGUCCCAGUCAGCCAACCACACGCCUCCUCUCACCUCCUUCCACACCACCGCCCUCCCUCGGCAGGGUAGAGGUAGAGGUCAUAGUGGAGCCCAGCUGCGGCCAUGGAGGACCAGGGGUGAUUGGCCUAUCCCCUGAUCCCCAAGAUGAAGGCCUGUCCCUGGAAAGAAGGGAAGGCGCAGACCCCUUGGACCCCCCAGAUGCCCAGGACCCCCUGACCCUUUACAAAGACAUCUGGACCCUUCGUGCCUCACUCGAACAGUACGCCGCCUCCGACCAGAGCAGCAACAAUGACAGGAACUCUGUCUGCAGCGAUGCCGACAGUGUGUGUUCGCUGAGCGGACGCACAGAGACGGAAAGAGGAGGGCUCCCAAGGUAUCCAUCCCAGGAUUUAGGAGAUGAAGCAGAGGGUGGAGAGGAUGACAAGGACAUUUUGAUGUACACGGAGCAGAGGUUAGGUGUGAAAGAAGGGAAAAAGAGAAAACUGGGAGGCAAAGAACCAGAGCGAAGGGGUAGUGAUGGAGAAACAGGGACUCGUAAAUUGCUGCAGAUGGACAGCGGCUACGCGUCCAUAGAGGCUCCGUCUCGAGGUCCAGAGGAGCUGAGACUGUUCGGGAGCAACAACGGCAGCCCCAAAGACAAAACAGCUCACGAGAAAAGGCACCACUUCACCAACGCAGGGCGAAGUGGCACUAUCGGUGAGAGCUUUGAGUCUCAUCUCUUUGAGGAGGAGCCAGAAGAAGAGGUGUUGUUGGGUGCCAGUGGAGGAGUUCCCAUAGAAACAGGUGCUGCCGCACUGAGCUGGUCUCCACAUGGUCAAAUGCUCACACCCAGUGAGGCUGCACAGCCUUCAACUCAACCGCCAAUAUUGCACCGACGAGACUACAGCAUAGACGAGAAGACUGACGCCCUCUUCCACGAGUUUCUCCGUCAUGACCCUCAGUUUGACCAGCAGGAGUCACCGCUAAGGAAGCAUCGAUCCCGAAUCCACCUCCGCAAGCAGUGGCAGCGCCACAAGCAGUGGAGUGACCCUGGUGUCAGACACUUUCAUUCCUCUUUUGAAAGACAGCGUACCCCUCUACGGAGGGGUGAAAGUGUGAACUACCCAUUGGAGACAAGCUACCACAGUACGCUCCCCCGAAUCGUUAGCGCUCCCGACGAGGAGAAUAGCGACGGCACCAUCAGCACCCCUGAUACCCCAAAGGUGGAGCCUACAACAACUGGCCACAGGGGAGAGGAGCAGGGUGUCAGCGUUAGACACACAGAGGACAGUGUCUCCUCCUUCCAACCACCUCUCGCACACUCCGUCUCAGAGAAAGAUGGAGGACAAGGUGAGCACCAUGAUCAUCAGGAGGACAUCAAACCGUCUGCACUCCCCCCCGAACCCGCAGACGAGCGCUCACCGCCUCAGCUGCCGGACUCCUUAGGCUACGGCCCGCAGACCGUAACAGCAGACCUCAUGGACAAACUGACUGCUCACCUGGACGAGAGGUUGUACACGGGCCUCCGCAGGGUCAAAGACACGACCGUUGAGUGUGUGACGGUGACGGCUACACACGCUUCUCCAGACCACAGCCCAGUGUAGCAGGGCUCCGUUGACCUCCUCAUCAACUUCACUCCUGCUGAUGCACACUAUUUCUUUUGUGUUUGUUUGUCUUGCCUCUUUUUAAGUGUCUCUCAAUAUACAGCUUGAAUGGUGUGAUCCAGAUUCAGAAACGCGCUAUUGAGAAUAUGCUUUACAAAAAUCCAUACUUGAACACAGGAUUCAUUUAAAUGCUGUUCAUCAACUAGAAAUUCAGUCAGUGUCUUUUUAUGCCUGUUAUCAUUACAAAGCAGGUUAAUGUUGCAGUCAAGCUACAAUCCAUAAUACUGUAAGAUGAAGCAUAGCUAACACAUGGUUACAGUAAUAACAGUAUCUGUCUGUUUGUCUCUCCUGCUGUCAUUCCCGUCUCUGCUCUCCAAUAUGAAUAACAUGCUGAGAGCCAGUAUGGCCUUCGCACUCAUUGAUCCACUGUGAAACCAGGUGCUAUUAGACAAGAAGAAAGUGACAGAUCUGGAUGUAACAAUUAGCCCUCCUAGUCCUCCAAUCAGGAUUAGGUGAACUUGUCGUGAGAAAAAGAAUAAUUUAGAAUAGCAAAAUUGAUCUACCAAAGCUAAUAGGCAUACUGUAAUAGUAGAGAUCAGUAGUUUCAAAUCUAUGGAGAUCCCAAGAGAAGUGAGAUAAAUUACUAAGAGAUGUAGCCUACGUUUCAGUCACAUUGAAAACAAACAUUGCAGUUGCUUGGAGCAGUUAACAUUAUUCACAAAGACUGAUAAAAAAAUGUCAUUAUUUGAAUUAGAGAUGUGGUUUCUACAUGUUCACAUUCAACCACCUGCCCAGCUACAUCACUUUCACCCAGAGCCAUUUUUUCUGUGGCUAUUCUUCCUGGUUGUAGCUAUUAAGCUAUCUCUGUAGUAAGAUAACGUCCCCAUGGCUGAUAAAAUAACAUCUCAUACUAAGCUGUGGUUGGUGGAUUGUUUUUCUCGUACUGCAAAAUAGACGUAAAGAUCUUAAACCAGUAGAAUUCAUUGGGACCAUUAGCAGAACGGUGAUGGGUAUGAGUCAUUUGAUUUAAACGUUGGGAACCCAUUUGUUUAGAUUGAUGGAAAACAAAUACAGUCUUAACAAUGGCCAGAACAAAAAGGUCCCAUGAAGUCUUAUUUUGAAAGGGAUGCUAUCCUAAAAGUUACUUAGGUUGUCUAUAUCUUCCAAAGUUUUGAUUUUUUUUUUCUUCUCAGUUAAAAUGUCUAUCCAUAGAAACAUACAUUGAGUAAUAGACCUGGGGAAAAAACAUUGCUGUGAAAACACUCUGAAAUGUCUCCUUAAUGUUGAAUCUUUAAUGAUUUUGGCCCGGGGAACAAAGGACUAUGGAGCUAUUGUCUUAAUCAGCCGUGUGACUUGUUAUGUUUGUUUGUUUGUUAUUCACUGAAAAUGCUUCUCAGCUUUAGGACAACCGUGUUGUUCAUUUCUUACAAGUUUGUUGUAUGAAUUUUGAUCUAUUUUUGAACGUCUGCACUGCUUAAAUGACCGUAAAAAGAAGGACAGGCUCCACAGCAACUGACAGAACUCGCAAACCAAACAGCCGCUUACACUCAGAUGCCUCUGUAUCAUCCACAUAUAUAGAAUACAUUUACAUUUCACUAAGCUCAUCAACACUGACAUGACCUAUGUCCCAAUAAGAAGAACAAACUCAGUUUUGUGCCAUGAGGAAUGCGUUUACAUUAAAGCUAACAGACAAGAGCGCUUCAAUUACAGAUGUCUGGUGUUUAUUGGUCUUAUCAGAAAGGCAUGCUUUCUUGUGCAUGGGGCUCACAGAACAGGCUUUAUUUGUCCCCGUCUGACAUUCUUGUUUUCCCCUCCUCCUCCUCCUCCUCCUCCUCCUCUUCUUUGCCUGAGAAAGUUGUCAGUGCUGUAGAUGUCUCCUAUGUGGAGGCCUAGGAUGUUACUUCCUGCCAGCUUGUAAAAGCAGAGUAAACAAAGAUGGUAUUUAUAGUGAUGGCCAUUUUAUUUUCUCCUUAUUUGGUUAAAAAAAAAAUACAAA
Messenger RNA from Labrus mixtus (cuckoo wrasse), 5099 nucleotides. It is a transcript of the gene cbarpb, whose product is annotated as CACN subunit beta associated regulatory protein b. Gene Ontology annotation, cellular component: secretory granule; plasma membrane. The record is from RefSeq and is a predicted model, not a curated record. Gene Ontology annotation, biological process: negative regulation of voltage-gated calcium channel activity; negative regulation of calcium ion-dependent exocytosis. The transcript is spliced from 11 exons. Gene Ontology annotation, molecular function: transmembrane transporter binding. The coding region runs from base 413 to 3103 and encodes 896 amino acids. NCBI's taxonomy places the organism in Eukaryota, Metazoa, Chordata, Actinopteri, Labriformes, Labridae.